AUGGCCAACCUUCUCAUCAGUGCAUUCUGGCAGCAAUUAGGAUCUUUGCCUCAGAUGGCAGCUGAUUCUACAAGUGCCACAAGGAAAAAUGCAAAGGUGUAUGUGAAGAAGAUGUUGAAAUAUGUACCCAUAAUGGGAUGGGCAUGGGUAUUUGCUGAGAUAGUCUUCCUGGAACGGAAGUGGGAACAGGAUCACCUCACAAUUGCUUCCCAACUUGAUAUCAUUGCUGAGUAUCCUGAUCCCAUAUGGCUGCUCCUGUUUUGUGAGGGGACCCGCUUCACACCUGAGAAGCAUGCAGCGAGCAUGGAAGUGGCCAGACGCAAAGGCCUGCCUGAGUUCAAGCAUGUCCUCCUCCCCCGGACCAAAGGCUUCCUCUUCUCUGUUGAGCAGCUUAGGGGGAAACUUCCAGCCAUCUAUAGCUGCACAAUGGCCUUCAAUAGGACAGAGGGAGCAGAGCCAACUGUGAUGAGUGUGUUAAAUGGGAAGCAUGUUGUGUGUGAGGUUUACUUUGAGCGAAUUCCUCUGGAAGAAGUGCCAGAAGAUGAGAAACAGGCAUCCAAGUGGCUUUUUGAUCUCUAUGCCAAAAAAGACAAGCUUUUGGACAGCUAUUACAAGACAGGGAGCUUCACAAAGACAAGUGGAUAUCCAGAGAUGCCACUGAGUCUAAUGAAGUGCAGAAUCUACUCUCUCCUCAACAUCAUAUUUUGGAAUGUCCUUGUCCUCAUCCCUGUUUUCAUUUUUGUGUUCAAUAUUAUUUGCAAUGCAUCCUCCAUCAGCAUUGUGAUCACCAUAUCUAUCAUGAUCUUAGUGUAUUUGGCAGUGAACAAGAUGAUCCAGCUGACAAAAGUGAGCCAUGGGUCAUCUUAUGGCCAAGUUACAGCAUCCUCUCAAUCAUCCAAAAGUGGCUCCUCUCUCCCAAAUGGCCAGCCCACAGAGGACAAGAAGGAACUGUGACCUUGUCUAUGGAGACAUGUAUGGAGAAAGCCUUUCUCCUAUCUUCCAAGUGUUGCAUGUAGCAUAAGUACAUACAGUAUUAUUUGUAGGACUCAUGGGAUAUUAGCUGACAUCCGUCACAACUGGAAGUCCUUUAAAGGGGUGCAUUCAGAAACUCAGCCGUUCAUCAAUGUACUUGCUUGAUUGCAUUUAUAUGCUAGCACAGCCCACCACUGGUCUGUUACACAAAAGAUUACUCAAUGUUGGUGUUUCCCACAACUCUGCCUGUGCAAUAUGUGCUUGACUUUUGGGGAAAGGUGAUAAAAGAAAUGCACAACAUUGCUUCCAAGUGCAAAAGCCAUUGAGCAAGCAUACCUGUGUGCUCUCACUGAUGAACAGGUGAGUUUUAGAAGGUGCCUGAAGUGUUUUAUUCUUGGGAUUGUAUUUAUUCAGUUGGGGUGACAGGGGAAUCUAUAGAAUUGUUUCCAUUACAGAUCUCAGGGAUGAAGGAUUCUUGGCUUCAGAGAUACUUAUGCACUCUUUAGGCCUAAUAUUAAUUUUUGGAAUUUGAGUCUGACUGGAAUUUGAUAUCAGACUGGGACCUUUCCUUUUCUCUCCUGCUUUGGCCUCUACACUGAUUUAUACUGAUAUAAGAUUAAAUGAUUUUUCCCAAUGCAAGGAAGAAACUUAAAAGAUAUAAACCCUGAGUGUAGUAGUAAAUUAUAGAAGUUAUGAAUAUUGAGGCUCAAACCGUGAAGGUACACCCAUAUGAAAACAUGUUUCACAUGUUUUAUUGAUAUAAAUUUCUUUUUCUUGUCAUAAAAGGAGAAAUACAUAUAUAUUUUUUGCCAGCAUUUAGUUCACUGAAGUUUCUGGGUUUAGAAAGUUAUAUUACUCUUUCGAAUAGUGGCUGAAUUGUUGAUCCUUGGGCUUGGGAUAUGCUAGUGACAUGGAGAAAUGUUACUUUUGAGCUAUAGCUAAAUUUUGCACUUGGUAGAAAAUGGUACAAUGUGGGUAUAUAUCUCUUCUGGAUAGACUAUGUUUCUUUCUUGAUUCCAUUUAUCACAUUUUGGCCAAUAGAGGACAUAUAAUACUAGAAUUGUCUCAGCACUGACAUUUUGGGCAUUCUCUAAUUUUGGGCAAUUAAAGGUCAUCUCAUGGUUCCUAAUUGACCUUUAAGUACUGAUAUUUUGAUGCAUCACUCCAUGUGACUGGGAGGGAUUUAGUAUCAUCUUAUUGUAAGCAAACAGGAUGUAGUACAGAUGAUAGUAUUGGCUCAUCUCAUCUAAAGUUGAAUAAACUUAGACCUAUCAGGGAAACUAGGAAAUCCAUCCAGUCUUGUAGUACAGUUGUUCUCAACUGGUGGUCCAGAGAUCACUGAACUCAUGUAUGUUCAAUGGGAGUAAAAGGGAGGUUGAGAACUACUGUAAAAUGUAGUACAUUUUUGUCUGUGAUUCAUAUCUAUGUGCUGAUUGAGGAUUUAGUGGAGGCAGUACUUAAAAUUAGAUAAACAUUUCCCUGUGAUAAGUCUUGCCUCCUCAUGGUGUUUCUUGCAAAGUUUAUGCACAAUGUUGUGUCCAUUUUUCAAAAGACAAGUGGUUUGCUUUAACUCACUUCACCCACCCUAUUCCCAGAGUUUCAUUAUUGAUAAUGAUAAAAAUGAAAGUGAUUUGUAUUACUGGAC
Molecule: messenger RNA, 2617 nt
Organism: Darwinula stevensoni
Lineage: Eukaryota; Metazoa; Arthropoda; Ostracoda; Podocopida; Darwinulidae
Source: the annotation of a GenBank genome assembly